AUGUCGUCCAACAAUCUAUACAUCUCCGAGACGCCCUCGGACGUCAAGAACGCCAAAGGCCUGCACCUGAUCACGCAGAACACCCCCAAUGGCCAGGCCACGCAGAUCAUGCUCGAAGAACUCGCAGAAAAGCACGAUACAGAAUGGACCACGACAGUAAUCAACAUCUCGACAAACGAGCAGAAGAAAGAGUGGUUUCUAAGAUUAAACCCCAACGGCCGCAUCCCCACGCUCGUCGACAACUCCCAAUCCCCUCCGUUCCCUGUCAUCGAGACCUCAGCCCAGAUUCUGUACUUGAUCAAGUUCUUCGACAAGGACGAUACAUUCGGGUUCAAGGACGAACUCGAGCGCAAUGAGGCACUGCAGUGGAUGUUCUUCUGGCAUGGCGGCGGUGCCCCGUAUCAGGGACAGGUCAAUCACUUUACAAAGGCGGCGCCGGAGAAGAUUCCUUACGCCAUAAACCGAUACAAGAACGAAACCCUCCGUGUCUUCGGCGUACUCGAAAUCCGUUUGUCCGGACAAUACACCGGCGAACCAAGAGAUUAUCUUGUCGGAAGUGGAAAAGGCAAAUACAGCGUUGCGGAUAUCAAGACGUGGCCUUGGGUCAAGGGUUGGGAGCGCAGCGGCUUCACACAGGAAGACAUGAAGCCUUUUCCACACUUGCUCAAGUGGAUUGAUCGUAUUGCCGAGCGGCCGGCGGUGCAGAGAGGCAUUGGUGACAAGUAUAACCAGAAGUAA
This is a messenger RNA of Exophiala viscosa, 738 nucleotides long. Its product is annotated as glutathione S-transferase. Lineage: Eukaryota; Fungi; Ascomycota; Eurotiomycetes; Chaetothyriales; Herpotrichiellaceae. The record is from RefSeq and is a predicted model, not a curated record. The transcript is spliced from 2 exons. Bases 1 to 738 code for a protein of 245 amino acids.